Molecule: messenger RNA, 1534 nt
Organism: Eucalyptus grandis
Lineage: Eukaryota; Viridiplantae; Streptophyta; Magnoliopsida; Myrtales; Myrtaceae
Exons: 4
Coding region: 185-1534 (449 amino acids)
Source: RefSeq, a predicted model, not a curated record
UCCUUCCUUUCUUCCUGGAAAAUCACUUCCUUUGCACUUACGUGUACCCCUCGCCCCCUUCACUAUAUGUAUGGAGGAAUUGUGAAAUGGGUCGCCCCUUUUAUGACAAACACACAACAAUUAUUUGCAAGCAAUACAGUUCGACACUUGUUCUAGUUUAUGAGGAGUUAUUCCGGUUUUCGUCAUGGGUUUUCUUCAAAGCUCGGGUAACAGAAGUAGGAGACACGUUCCGUCCAUUUCGAGGUUGUUCCUCUUGCUCUCGCUGCUCCUCGUCCCGAGCUACUCUGGUGUACCCUCCAAAGCCGUAGACAACAGGAACGUGUUCAAAGUGGGCGUGAUUCUUGAUUUGGACUCACAUCUCGGCAACCAAAUGCGUAUGGCAAUCGAGAUAGCAUGCCAAGACGUGAACAGCAUCUCGUCAUCAGGAAUUCAUUACAUAAAGCCGCAUUACAUAAACUCCCACGCAAAGUCCCUUCAUGCAAUUUCAGCCGCUGAAAAGCUGAUCAAAAGGAAGAAUGUGCAAGUUAUUAUUGGCUUGGAGACAUGGGAGGGAGCAACUUUAGUAGCUGAAAUCGCUAACCAAUCUCAGAUACCAGUCAUAUCCCUUGCCAGAGACCAUGUAGCACCGACAUUGAUGGCACAAACUCUAUGGCCUUCACUGUUUCGAAUGAGUACCGAUGAAUCCGAUCAAAUUAAAUGCAUCGUAGAUGUAGUUGGUUCUUAUAACAGGCAAAGAGUAUUAAUAAUAUAUGAGGCAGGGGCGUACGAUACUAUGUACUCCAAGCUGUUAAAUUCUUUGUCAGAGGAGCUUGGAAAAAUCGGCUCAACAAUAGAGGACCAGCUGAUUCUUCAACCAUUCUCAUCUCCAACCGGAGCAGAAGUGUCUUUGGAAGAAAAUUUAAUGAAGCUGAAGGAAAGGCAUCUCAAUCUUUAUUGUUCUAGGAUUGUCGUCACAGAAGCACUCAUUUCUCUCAAGAAGCGAAGAAGAUGGGACUCUUCUACGGAGAUUCAAUUUGGAUAUUUGCUGAAAAACCAUUCACCAAUCUCUAACUUCAGUAGAUCAUUCAGCAAUCUCCUCCCUGUUGAAGAUGCGAUAGGAAUAAUCACCUACCGUCCCAAAAACCAGGCAUAUAGAAGAUUCAGAUCUAAAUUCUUGAAUAUGUUUAGGUCGCAAGUGUCAUUGUCCCCAUACGCAAUACUACCAGCUAUGGAGACGAGAAUUCAGAAGUGGCAACAUCUCCGCUCUUUUCUGGAGUACCCAUAUGAAGAGCUUUCUUCACCGAGAGUGUUCCCAAAAGACUCUCCACACGCUGCAAACUUCUCUGAGGCCAUUUUGGAGAUUUCAGAGAGAGGUGAGAUGAAAAGAUUGGAGAACGAGUGGUUCCUUCCUCAGUGUACCAUGAGGAACUUCACCAGCGACACGCCGAGGUUGGGCCUUGACAGCUUCUGGGCUCUCUUCGUUCUCACCAUCGCCACUUCCACGGGUUGUUUCCUUUUUGCGUGCCUCUGCACGAAGGAACCGUCAGGAUCGUGA